GUGUGUGCGCGCGUGUGCUGGGAGGAGGGGGAAUAGAUGCGUUCUCCGGUCAGGGCGGGUGUGCAAGGGGUGUGGAAGGGGGAUGCCCUGGGCUCAGGGAGGGGCCGCAGCUCCUCAAUCCCGGCAGAGCCGCGGGGGAGCUCCGCGCGAUCAGAGCCGGAGCCCCCAGUUUUUGCUCCUCGGCUUGAUAGCUCCCUCGAUCGUUCCCUCCCUUCCUCCCACCCUUCCUCCCCGCGGCCGCCCCGGCGCUGGGGAAGCGGCGAAGAGGAGUGGCCCUGCCCUGGAAGAAUGUGGCUUUGCCGAGGGGACAGAACCCGAUGCAGUCUCCCCACGCUCUGAGCAGCGCGGAAGCGACCCUACCGCGCGGGACGCGGACCCCGCACCAGAGCCGCUGGAGGCCCUGAUCGAUCUGCCCACCAGGGCCUCCGGGCCGGGCUUCGACAUGCUGGAGGAGCCCCGGCCGCGGCCUCCGCCCUCGGGCCUCACGGGCCUCCUGUUCCUGGCACUGUGCAGCCGGGCUCUCAGCAAUGAGAUUCUGGGCUUGAAGCUGCCUGGCGAGCCGCCGCUGACGGCCAACACCGUGUGCUUGACACUGUCCGGCCUGAGCAAGAGGCAGCUGGGCCUGUGCCUGCGCAGCCCCGACGUGACGGCGUCCGCGCUGCAGGGGCUUCACAUCGCUGUCCACGAGUGUCAGCACCAGCUGCGCGACCAGCGCUGGAACUGCUCGGCGCUCGAGGGCGGCGGCCGCCUGCCGCACCACAACGCCAUCCUCAAACGCGGUUUCCGCGAGAGCGCCUUUUCCUUCUCCAUGCUAGCUGCAGGUGUCAUGCACGCUGUAGCCACAGCCUGCAGUCUGGGCAAGUUGGUGAGCUGCGGCUGUGGCUGGAAGGGCAGCGGUGAGCAGGAUAGGCUGCGGGCCAAACUGCUGCAGCUGCAGGCACUGUCUCGGGGCAAGAGCUUCCCUCACUCUCUGCCCAACCCUGGCCCUGGCUCAAGCUCCAGCCCUGGCCCCCAGGACACAUGGGAAUGGGGUGGCUGUAACCAUGAUAUGGACUUUGGAGAGAAGUUCUCUCGAGAUUUCCUGGAUUCCAGGGAAGCUCCCCGGGACAUCCAGGCACGAAUGCAGAUCCAUAACAACAGAGUGGGGCGUCAGGUGGUAACUGAAAACCUGAAGCGGAAAUGCAAGUGUCAUGGCACAUCAGGCAGCUGCCAGUUCAAGACAUGCUGGAGGGCAGCCCCAGAGUUCCGGGCAGUGGGGGCUGCACUGAGGGAGCGGCUGGGCCGGGCCAUCUUCAUUGAUACCCACAACCGCAAUUCAGGAGCCUUCCAACCCCGCUUGCGGCCUCGUCGCCUCUCAGGAGAGCUGGUCUACUUUGAGAAGUCCCCUGACUUCUGUGAACGAGACCCCACUGUGGGCUCCCCGGGCACACGGGGCCGGGUCUGUAACAAGACCAGCCGUCUACUGGAUGGCUGUGGCAGCCUGUGCUGUGGCCGUGGGCACAACAUGCUCCGGCAGACACGAGUUGAGCGUUGCCAUUGCCGCUUCCACUGGUGCUGCUAUGUGCUGUGUGAUGAGUGCAAGGUCACAGAGUGGGUCAACGUGUGCAAGUGAGGGCCAACCUCCUUGUGGGGCUGGGAAAAGGGAGUGUGUGGGAGUGGUACCUUUUCAGCCCUUUGCUCUGAUUUCAGUCCAGGGUCAAUCUUGGUCCCUGGAAGCUCCAAGUGUCUCCCUGAAAACAGUUUUGGGAUGGUAGGGGCCAGGUGGAGGCUGUGAUGUGCAGCUUAUCCCCCACAGUUGGAGGGCCUGGGGUGGAGCUGUCAUGUCUCUUCUGCUCCUUAAAUACCUAAAUGGACUAAAAUGAAAUGCACUGUAUUGACCCCGAACUCCAGGGCCCCUUUAAUCCUGGUUCAUACUCCUUUUGGCUGGGGAGUCCUUAUAGAUUGACCACUCUUCUCCCUGGAGGGAUAGUCUCAGGCAUUGUGUGGAGCCAUAAGAUCUGUAUCCAGAGAGAGACCACCUACUCCUAUUUAUGGUACGGUUCCCAAACUCCUCUACUGCAGCCUGGGCCCCCUCUCGUGAGGUAAUGGGAGAUAGCAGUCGAAAGGCUUUUCUUGGAGAAGGGACAGAGGUGUUCUCCUCUGAGUCCUCAGAGAGUUGUCUGUCCAAGCCUUAGUGAAGCUGUCUUCAUUCAGAUGUUAAAGGGGGAUUCUCCAAAGGAAGAGUUGUACUUAAAAAUUCUGAGCCUCUUUUUCCUUUUUCAGCUGGAGGGGUGAGAAUGGAUAAUUUAUUGUACUGAGAUUUGUUUUGGGUUCCUAUUUGUAACUAAAAUAAAUUAAGUUACUGGA
Molecule: messenger RNA, 2346 nt
Organism: Orycteropus afer afer
Lineage: Eukaryota; Metazoa; Chordata; Mammalia; Tubulidentata; Orycteropodidae
Gene: WNT10B
Product: Wnt family member 10B
Biological process (GO): neuron differentiation; multicellular organism development; cell fate commitment
Cellular component (GO): extracellular region
Molecular function (GO): cytokine activity; frizzled binding
Source: RefSeq, a predicted model, not a curated record